Messenger RNA from Carassius gibelio (silver crucian carp), 1788 nucleotides. RefSeq names its product smad nuclear-interacting protein 1. The transcript has 4 exons. NCBI's taxonomy places the organism in Eukaryota, Metazoa, Chordata, Actinopteri, Cypriniformes, Cyprinidae. The coding region runs from base 141 to 1241 and encodes 366 amino acids. Gene Ontology annotation, cellular component: nucleus. Gene Ontology annotation, molecular function: protein binding; mRNA binding. Gene Ontology annotation, biological process: miRNA processing. The record is from RefSeq and is a predicted model, not a curated record.
GCCGUUCUUCAGCGUACAAGCUUCGAACCGGAAGUGGUCAUGGAAGUUUCUUAAAUGCGAUAUGAAUUUUGUUUUCAUGCUUAAAUUUGAUAUGAACGACUUUUACUUUUUACGAAGUUAAUAGGCAACAUCAUUUGACAAUGGAUGACAGGAGACGACACAGAGAAUCUCCUGUCCGGGAUGUAAAGAUAAAAAUUAAGCAAGAAAAAGUGAGUCCCGCGCGGCCUCCGCGGGUCCGCCGGUCCAGUUCAGGCUCCAGCCGAGGAAGCAGCAGCCCUCCCCCGAGACAACGAGACAGCAGAUCACCUGUCAGAAGAAAGGACAGGUCGCCAGCGAGGAGAGACCGUUCAUCAGGCAGACCGCAGGAGAGGUCACCUCGACCCCGGAGAAGUAGAAGCCCACACCACAGCACUGACAUUACGAUAAACCGAGAGCAAGAUGAUCACCGAGGAUCUGAAAGUCAUCGUGAGAGAAGGGACAAUUCAGAUGAUCGCAGGAUGAAAAGGGAGGGAGAGCGGCCUCGGCAAAGAGAGAGAGACAGAGAGCAGAACAGAAAUAGACGAAGAGAACGGGAUGCCUACAUACAACAGCAACAGCAGGCUGAGAGAGAACGGCAUAAUGAACGGCGGCGGGAGAAUCGCCUCAGACAGAGUGGCAGUGGUAAUGAGGAGCAUGAGUUUGGCGGUGAAAACACUGAUGAUUCUGCACCUGCAGCCGAGAAGGAAAAGCCCAACUUUGAACUAUCAGGUGCUUUGGUGGAAGACACUAAUACAUACAGGGGGGUGGUGAUCAAGUAUAACGAGCCUCCGGAGGCCCGGAUCCCUAAACGAAGAUGGCGUUUGUACCCUUUUAAGAAUGACGAGCCGCUUCCAGUCAUGUACAUCCACAGACAGAGUGCGUAUCUACUUGGACGACAGAGGAAGAUUGCAGACAUUCCUAUCGACCACCCGUCUUGUUCCAAACAGCAUGCUGUUUUUCAGUACAGAUUAGUGGAGUUCACACGGGCGGAUGGCACCAUGGGCAGGAGAGUGAAGCCGUACAUCAUCGAUCUGGGUUCUGGUAAUGGAACAUACCUGAACAAUCAGCGUAUAGAACCGCAGCGUUACUACGAGCUCAAAGAAAAGGAUGUGCUGAAGUUUGGCUUCAGCAGCAGAGAGUAUGUGCUCCUUCAUGAGUUCUCCGACACGGCCGAGGUUGACGCAAAGAGGGAGGAUGAAGAGGAUGAAGGCCUGGAUGAGUAGUUCUCGCCUCAUCGUUUACCAAAGUUACCUGUUUUGUGCUGAACUCUUUGAAAGAGUUUCAUUGGUAGGGACAGAACCAGCAUGAAUUUAUUGAUUCAGAAUUUACUUAUGGACAAUGAAGGAAUCUCGCUUCAGCCUGCCCAAGUUGUCUGUAUGACUCUAUUCUCAGGUGGAUAGUUUUGUAUCCAAUAAAACGGUGUGUACAGUGUUGUUCUUCAAAGCAAGUGCUCAAUGCCAGAACUAUUUCAUCUUCAGAAAAUGUCCAGAUUUGGUUACUGUAAAUAUAUACUGGAUGUAUUUGAUGUGAUUGUUUGUUUCAUGUCUUUUAGUUUAUUGUCUUUGUGACUAGAUACAUUCUGUGUGCUAGUUAGAUGAACUAGUCUUUUUUGCACACCCAGAUUAUCAUCCUCAUGGUUAUGGAGACUCAUUUGAAUAUUGCUAAACAAAAGAUGGUAUUUUACUUUAAAUAUUUUAUUUUCACUCACAGUACAUUUAUAUUUGAUUUUUAGAUAUUUUGUAUUGUAAAAUAAAGAUGUAUAAUAAUGAA